AUGGAGGAAGCCACCGUGUCGUCGUCAUCAUGCGAGAAGGAGAAAGAUAACGGAACAAUCCCCAAUUCGACGACGCGGCAAUCCUUAAAAUCCGAUUCUCAAUUCAACAAUUACCAACUCCGGAAACAAAAGUUGAGAGAUAAUUGCUUCAAACGAGUGCGAGAAGACAGAACCCGUUUACUCUGGAAAUGUAGGUUCUCCUCUCCAUCACAAAACCUUCAUCAGGAACAGUUGGACAUUGAAUUUCAGGACAUUGUAUCCGAUGAAUUCCAUAAAAUUAUUAGACAUGAUAAUGACGGUGAGGAUCAUGAUGAUGAUCUGUUGUGGGACGAUCAAAGUCCUCAUACCACAUACCAAGGUGAUGAUUGCCAAGAGAUACUGCUUGAAAUGCAAAGGAUAUUUUAUGAAGACCUCGAAUCUCAACCAUCAAUACAGCAAGAAACCGCAGUUGAUACUUGGGAAGAUGAAGUCGAUGACUACUUGGCUCGUGCAGUUUAUGAGCAUAUGCAUCUAAAUGCAGAUGAUACAUGUAGAAAAGAGAUUUGGUGCCCUGUUUGUAAGCAUGGAGAGCUUAAAGACACUCACAAUAUCAUAUACUGCACUCGUUGUAAACUUCAACUAACCAAAGCCGACGAGCUUACUUUGGACUUUUUGCGAGACCGGCUUGCCGAAGUCCAUAUGGAGCAUCUUGACAGAGGUUGCAAAUUAAAGCCCAGAUUUUGUAUAAAGACACAAUUUAAUUUAACUGCGUUAUACAUUAUGUGUGAAGGUUGCGAAACAUUUGAGAUUGUAAUUUAA
Lathyrus sativus (Indian pea) is the source of this 798-nucleotide messenger RNA. The record is from the annotation of a GenBank genome assembly. Lineage: Eukaryota; Viridiplantae; Streptophyta; Magnoliopsida; Fabales; Fabaceae.